Messenger RNA from Biomphalaria glabrata, 2559 nucleotides. RefSeq lists its product as uncharacterized. Bases 158 to 553 code for a protein of 131 amino acids. The record is from RefSeq and is a predicted model, not a curated record. The transcript has 5 exons. Lineage: Eukaryota; Metazoa; Mollusca; Gastropoda; Planorbidae.
GCUGCCAACUGAAGUAGUAUAUGAUAUUGAAUUGUAGGGCCAGUUAGACUAGACUUGACUGGAGUUAGAGUCAAGAGGCAUCCGAUGUAAACAAAACAUUCUCCCAGUGACAAUACUAUCAAUAGAUUGAUCUUAUAUCUAAAAUUUCUGGCCAAAUAUGUCAGACAGCAAAACAGCCUUACUGUCCGGCUCUAGACCAACUGCUCCUCCUCCAGUAGCGAACAGUUCUGAAGUUACAGAUGAAGCUGUUUAUCAUGACAGUGCACAAUCACCAACAUCGAGGUUUCUCCAGAUUCUGUUUGUGGGACUUGUUGUUGUUAUGGUUCUGGUGAGCAUCUCAUUAUCCAUCUACAGAGGAAGUGAUGUCAAAGAAAAUGGAGGGAUGUACUUCAUGUUGGCCAUUAGUUUAGUAGGUUUUGCUUUAGUGGAGAUCAUAAUGAUUAUUUUUACCAGACGUGGAGAUCUUCCAAAAGGAAAAACUUGGUUUCUUUAUUUUGUGGGAUUUUGUAUCAUGCUGGAGUCCAUUUUCACUGAUGUUCUUGUGUUUGAUUAAUGUUACAUAUUUAUUAUAGUGUCGAAUAGCACUAGCUAAAUAUUUUUGCCUAUGUUUUGUUAUUUAUAUCUGAAUAACAUUUUUUAUUAUGUGCCAAUGUUCUUAUUUAAAGCUAUUUCAUGUUCAGUUUACUGAAAGAUAUGUUAAUUUAUAAAUGAUCAAUGUUUUUAGGGACUAAUAUUUCUUGUUUCCAAUAUGAGGAUAAACUGUACAUAAAUAAAAUCUGCAAACAUAAAUUCUAAAUGUAAUGAUAUAUACACAUUCAAUUGAAUAAAUAUGUUUCAUUGUCACAAUGUUUAAACAAAUUUAAUUGCAUAAUUAAAAUAUUAAGUUCACAUUGUUCAUCUCAAAAUACAGUUUUUAUGUAACACAUUUUACAAGAUGAACUUGGUUUAGUAUGACGUCACUAGUCAUUUGUUAUAAAUGAAGUUGACUAUUGUUAGAUCUCUCUCUGUCACUGGAAAAGAUUCAGUUAUUUCAAAUGCCCUUGCUGCAUUUAUAAAGACAACUAGAAACUAUUUAUAUUGAGAACAUGUGUACUCUUGAAUUCUUGAAGAAAUGAAAUGAACUUUUUAUCAUUAUUUUUAUUCUAUGAAAAUCCAUGCAAUUCCAAUGUCUCAAGCUAGCACAAUAACAGUUGUUAUCCAGACAAGCUUUGUAGUCUUCAGACAUUGACAAAAUUGAAAAAUAAUCUUUCUUUUCAAGCCAUUGAGUAACUUGUAAUUGUAGUAUUUUAAUCUUUUAGGGUUCAUUUACCUUGUUUGCCAUAGAUAUGCUUAUACAUGUUGAGUAAUUGUUUCUAUAAUUACUUUUUAAAUUUUGUUUGGACAUUUUAGUUCAAUAUGUGUUCAAGCAAAUCUACAAUAGAUGCAAAAUGUUUCAUUACCAUCAAGUGGAGUUCCAUCAGGAAACAAAAUGAUUCCAUCAAAUCUGUUUUUCUAUAUAUGUGACAGCUCUUGAAUUUAUAUACAAUAUUACAAAAAAAAAACAACAAAUAAUUGAACUCUUGAUGUGUACUGUCUUACAGAUGAUUUGUAGAAUUAUGAUUUUAAUAUUUUCUUUUUCUCUAGAUUUACUAAUGUUGACUAGAUCUAAAAAAAAAAAAAAAAAAAAAAGUAAUAAUUUGUUUCAUUUGUUGUUUUAAUUAUUGUACAAAAAUGUUGCUGUAAAACUCACAAUUCCUUUAGCUCUAAUGAAUCUAUUUCUUUGAUCAGCUCAAAGUUUUUUCAUUCUUGACAUAUUUCCAAGUACAAGCUUAAUGGUCUAUUGAACUAUACGUGUUUUACAUUUCUCUGUACACAUCACAAGGCCAAGUACAAGCACAAUGGUCUAUUGAAAUAUACGUGUUUUACAUUUCUCUGUACACAUCACAAGGCCAAGUACACAAACACCUUGUUAUGGAGUGUUUGUGGCUGAGUGUCAUAAACCACUUAGCUCCCUAAGAGAGGGCUCAAGUUCAAAUCCUGAUGUAGAUACUAAGAUUAUUUACAAUGGAUUUUUUGAACCAGCUGAGUUGUGCUUGCUGAGUACCCAAAGGCAGCAUGGAAACUAUUUCACAGAUACUCUCUAGCCCUAGAAGUCCACGUCUUUUGUCUACACUUGAGCUAAAUUUGUUCUUCUAACAAUAGCUGAUGAAUCUUGAAAUUUCAAGCUGAUACAAUUUAUAAAGAAGCUCAAUACAAUAUUUCAGGACUCUUGCAGGAAACAACAUUGAUUAAGGGGUCUGCAUUUUAAGACAUUCAUUUUCGAAGCUUUCUUAACUAUGCAACAAUAAUGUUACUAACAGUUCUGAUAUGUAAUAUGUACUUUUUUAAGGAUAUUUAUUUGUUGAUGUUUCUGGUACAGAUACUGUAUAGUAUAUAAAUUUUGGAUUAAUUUUUUUCUUUGUAAACUUUUUUUAUAUUGUUAUAGGAAUGGUGUGUGAUACAAAUUUGUAUAUGUAUUUCUGUUUUUAAAUAUUUUUUGUAUGGAAAAAUGUGAAAUAAAUACUCUUUUAAAAAUUAAAA